Messenger RNA from Anolis carolinensis (green anole), 1353 nucleotides. It is a transcript of the gene atp6v1f, whose product is annotated as ATPase H+ transporting V1 subunit F. The transcript has 2 exons. Bases 67 to 426 code for a protein of 119 amino acids. The record is from RefSeq and is a predicted model, not a curated record. Gene Ontology annotation, molecular function: proton-transporting ATPase activity, rotational mechanism. Gene Ontology annotation, cellular component: membrane; proton-transporting V-type ATPase, V1 domain. Lineage: Eukaryota; Metazoa; Chordata; Lepidosauria; Squamata; Anolidae. Gene Ontology annotation, biological process: proton transmembrane transport.
GUAUAACACCUCUCUACGGCGGCCGCUUGGAGCCAUUCCUAGUCCUUGCGCGUUUCCUGAGGCGUCAUGGCCGGCCGGGGGAAGCUCAUCGCCGUCCUGGGAGACGAGGACACGGUCACCGGCUUCCUGCUGGGAGGCGUCGGGGAGCUCGACAAGCACCGCCGCCCCAACUUCUUGGUGGUGGAGAAGGAGACCGCCCUGGCCGAGAUCGAGGAGGCCUUCCGGGGCUUCUUGUGCCGCGACGACAUCGGCAUCAUUCUCAUCAACCAGUACAUUGCGGAGAUGAUCCGCCACGUGAUCGAUGCCCACAACAAGUCCAUCCCUGCGGUGCUCGAGAUCCCCUCCAAGGAGCACCCCUACGACGCUUCCAAGGACUCCAUCCUGCGCCGGGCCAAGGGCAUGUUCACGGCGGAGGACCUGCGGUAGAUGCGGAAAGUGGGGCCCAUGCUUUUCGGCUGUUGCUGAUCUGUUACUCCUGGCUCAUAAAAGAGCUCUGCCUUUCCUUCAGUGUAUGUGCUGUCAAUAUUAUUCUCCAUGAUUCAGUUUCCUCUGUAACUCAGGAGUUUGCAAGCAAAAUGGUACAUCUACAUUCCUGCUGACUUUGUGUCUGUGUAUUUAUUGUUUACUUAUGACAUUGGAAGUCAUAAUCGUAGAAACUGGAUACUAAUAUCACAACCCUGGGUGUGUCUACACUACCACAUUUGACACUACUUUAACUGCUAUGGCUUAAUGCUAUAGCAUCCUGGGAUUUAUAGUCUGGCACUUUUUGGCAAAGAAGCCUAAAGGUCCUGCAAAGCUACAUACAACUCCUGGGAUUCCAUAGCACUGAGCCAUGGAAAUUAAAGUGGUGUCAAACUGCAUUUAGUCUAUAUUAUGUAUUAGGAAGUCUGCAUGUCACCUUAUGGAAAGGGGAAUGGGAGAUUUGGCUUACUUUUUUACAUCAUUUCUUUUAUUUUGGGUAUACAUACCCAAUAAUAACAAACAUAUCCCACAGAGACCUGUGUUACAAAAUAUAUAAGCAUUCCACAAAGUAUACAGGUAGCCCUACACAUGUUACAUCUGUGGAUAAUGAAAUCCAUUAAAGUUGAACCUGCAGAUGUAGACUAUGUCUGUCCCCUUCUCCAUACAAGGUGCAAUUACUGAUUUAUUCCCUAAUUUCUGUUGCUGCAAGGACAGCCAUUCCCUCAGGAAUAUUCUGCAACAACUCUUCUUGUUACUUUCCUUUUUGUUUUUUUCUGAGAUCACAAAUGGAUUAUGGAAUCAUUGUUAAUGCUAUUUAUUUUCCUAAUUUUCCUUUGAAUGAACCUGUUAAUGAUAAAGGAUAGAGGAUUCAAUAAAGACAGUUUAAUUUCA